AUGGCCACCACCGACGUCGUGCCCGCUCCCAUCACUCCGGCACAAUCGCCGACGCUCGCCUGCUAUCCGACGAGCCCCAUCGCCCACUUCCCUCCGCCAGUGCAGGCUGCGGUCCGUCGGCCGCUGCGCGAACGCUGUGGAUUCAACCUCAGCCUGAAGAUCCACACGACUUGCGCUCAGCAGGGCCGCGCAGCGCCAUGGUCGCCCAAGGGCCACGUCCAGCCACACCGCAACAACCUGCCGCGCAGACGCAAGGGCCAGAUCAAGCGCAUCGUCGUCGUCGACGAUGACAGCCCGAGCACGACGGAGCCCAAACCCGACUCGGAGCAGCCGCCCAAGGGGGAGCGCCACCUGCAGGAGGUCGUCCCCGGGCUUUUCCUCGCGUUCAAGCUCGCCGACGCAGCCGCAGACGCGGCCAAGAGGCAGGAGGAGCGCUACACUCACGUCAUCGACAUCUGCUAUCCGCCGCCUGGCUACGACAGUGGCGCGAUCGAGCAGGCGUACGAGGGCCGCGUGCACCGUCUGCGGCUCGUCCUGCCGGCGGCGCAUCCCGCCGACGCGGAGCGGGCGGGGCUCGGGCUCACCGACGCUCAGCUCCGCGCCGCGCGCGACUUUCUCGCACAGGCGCUGCCCUACGUCAGCGCUACCGCGCCGCGGCCCCUGAUGUCGAGUGCGCCAUGCGCCAACGUGCGCAUACUGGUUUCCACCCCGCCGCGCCGGCCCACGGACGCGAUGUCCAUUGUCGGGUGCUACCUGUCAUUCGUGUCGAAUAAGGGUGCCGACGCCACCCUGCGCUUCAUCGACGACCAAGCCGACAUUUUGAGCAUAUGGAAGUGGGAGGUCUCGGAGGACGAAGUCGGGAAGAUCGAGCGCGUCGCGCGGAUGUGGUCAUGGUUGUCGAAAGUCCGUCGGUGA
Postia placenta MAD-698-R-SB12 is the source of this 915-nucleotide messenger RNA. RefSeq lists its product as hypothetical. The record is from RefSeq and is a predicted model, not a curated record. Bases 1 to 915 code for a protein of 304 amino acids. The transcript has a single exon. Lineage: Eukaryota; Fungi; Basidiomycota; Agaricomycetes; Polyporales; Adustoporiaceae.